UCAAUGCGAAGAAAGGUGUGCAAGGAUCUACCUCUAAGAAGAAGAGAAUGGGCCAGGAAAAUUCAGAAAAAACAAGUACUUCGAAGAAGGGGAAAGCUGAUCGUGUCCCAGCCAAGGACAAGUUAGGCUCUUGCUUACCUACAGCAAGGGCCCAGACGUGUACCCCCCUGAACGUUUCGGUUGAAUAA
Messenger RNA from Ilex paraguariensis (yerba mate), 188 nucleotides. The record is from the annotation of a GenBank genome assembly. NCBI's taxonomy places the organism in Eukaryota, Viridiplantae, Streptophyta, Magnoliopsida, Aquifoliales, Aquifoliaceae.